Molecule: messenger RNA, 4023 nt
Organism: Physella acuta
Lineage: Eukaryota; Metazoa; Mollusca; Gastropoda; Physidae
Product: M-phase inducer phosphatase 1-B
Biological process (GO): positive regulation of G2/M transition of mitotic cell cycle; protein dephosphorylation; G2/M transition of mitotic cell cycle
Cellular component (GO): cytoplasm; nucleus
Molecular function (GO): protein tyrosine phosphatase activity
Source: RefSeq, a predicted model, not a curated record
GGUAGAGUAAUGUGCCCAGACACAUCCAACCUGAGAAAGCGUCAUAGCAUUGUUAGUACUUUAGGUUCCUGUGUGUUGUUUAAAAUAUUUGUUUAACAUGCUGACAUAGCUUUGAAUUCAUUUGAAAAGCUUUAUUGCUUAUUCUGUUGAAUGUAGUUAAUAAUGUGACAAAGCUCCAUCCCAUUGGCAAAUGUAGUAUAGACCAGGAGGAGCUUUAAGUAAAAAUACAUUUGUAGAUUUAAUUAAUAGCAAAAGAUGUCAAAGAGAAGUAAAAGCUUUAACUUGCCUCUCAAGAAUAUAACAGCACUGCACUCUAAUACCAUGUCUUACACGGGUGAAUCAGGAUUUUCUAAUUUGACCAACUCUCCCAUGUCAUCCCUUGCUUUUAACUUGAGCGAGUUGUCUACUGGAAGAACAACACCAAGGCUACGAAGGAAGUUAUCACUGAGUAGUGUGGAUACCCCUCCUGGGGACAGUGAUAAGCUGCGAUCUGAUUGCACAGUUUCCGCUGAAUCAGGCUGUUUCUCAGAGUCCCCCAUAGAUGACUCUCCAACAUUACACAGCUUGAGCAUUAAAAGAUACCACUCAGAAGUUCAUCCAGAUAUCCCUUUGGAGGCUUUUUCUUUAAAAAAAAAGACAAUAUCCUUCAGGAGAUUCAACUCUCAGCCUCUUCCAACAUUGAGGCUUGACAGCCCGACAGAUUUCCUGGAGCAGGACAAGGAGGAUGAGGAGAACCUUCACCAUGACAUUGAUGGCCACCAUGAAACUGAUGAGAAUAGCCAUUACAGCAACAGGUUGUACUCUGAUGAGACAAUGUCACAGGACAGUGGACUGGGGCUUGAGUCUGACAGGCGGUGUUCCAUGUCCAGCUUUGAUGAUGCUGUCUCUUGUGUGUCUUCACCCAACCAAAAGUUGAGGGGAUCCUCCUCCACAUUUGAUGAUGUCUCAUCCAUAUCCUCCUCUAACUCUUCUUUGAAUCAAUUGGAUCAUCUGCCAUCCUUAGAAGAUAUUUGGAAUGAUUCACCCAGUUUUAAAGCUCCUAAAGGUAAACCCCCCAAAAGAUCUCGAAGUUUGAUGGAAGACAAACACUAUAAUGAAGACACAUGCUCACCAAUUAAAUACUCCCCUGUCAAAUCUUCAUCACUUCCUCGCCCAUCAUUCUCCAAGGCGUUAUUUGCUCAUAUCCCAGAGGUGACAAAUGAAAGUUUGGAAGAAAAUAAAGGCAAAUCUGAUGAUGGCUUUCAGGAACUGUUUGAGAUUGAAGAGUUGAAGAAUGAGGCACAUGAUCAGGUAUCAACUUUGAUUAGUGCUACCCUUCUACAUCGACCCAAUGAUGAUGUGGAGUUGGUAGAAAAUAAGCGGAUCAAGUUUACCUUUGGUGGAUGUCAGAUUGAGACUCCCUCUAGUCGACCAGUUGUAAUUAGACGCGGUUUGCAUAGAUCCCAGUCACUGGACAUCCGACCGAGACCAUCCUUUAAACGCAGUGAACCUCCAGAGGAUGACACCACACCUGUCCAGAACAAGAGGUGGAGGGGAGAGCAGGACAUGACUGUUGUCUGCACCAACAGUGCCAUCAGUGAAGUUGAACUCUCUAAGGUUGAGGUACCUCUUAGUCGGCGUUUACACAGAUGUCACUCUGAAACAGAGGCUAUGAUUAAAUCUGCAGUGACUCGCAUGUUUUUGGAGCCAGAUCUUAUUGGAGACUGUUCAAAGCCAUACUGUCUCCCUACAAUAAAAGGCAAACAUCAAGAUCUCAAGUCCAUCACACCUGAAACACUGAGUCGUCUGAUAUAUAACGAGUUUUCUGAUGUUGUUGAGGAGUAUCAUAUCAUAGACUGUCGUUACCCAUAUGAAUUUGAAGGAGGUCAUAUACACAAUGCCGAAAAUGUCUACACCAAAGAGGACGUGAUUGAAAAGUAUCUUAGGAGACCACUAGCAGUAAAAGAUGCAAAAAAGAGAAUAAUCUUGGUUUUUCAUUGUGAAUUUUCUUCUGAAAGAGGGCCUGGUCUAUUCCGGUUCUUACGCAGUCAAGAUCGUGAGACAAACAAAGAGUUCUAUCCCUUCCUUCAUUACCCAGAGAUUUAUCUACUGGAGGGUGGUUACAAGAAUUUCUUUGAAAAUUAUUCUCACCUGUGUGAGCCAAGAGAGUACAAGACAAUGUUUGACAAAAAUCACUCUGAAGAUUUGAGAAAGUUUCGUGCCAAAUGCAAGUCAUGGUCUGAGGAUAAGUCUCAGCAGAGAACUGGUGUCCGGAAUCUGAAAUUCUAAGUUAUUUGAUGUGAUGGCAUGAAGGAACAAGAAGUUCUUGCCAUUCAAAGAGGUUUAGCUAGAGAGUUUUGUUUUAACUAGAGAGUUUAAUUUUAUCAUAAUGUUCUUAACACUUUCAAUCAGUUUAUUUUAAUAUGAAACUUUUAAAAGAUUGUACACAAAUUAUAUAUAUAUUUUUAGAAAUUGUAUUUUAGUUAUAUAUGACAGGUUUAAAUUAACUUAAAAACUUUACUUGGAAAAUUGUUUUAAAAUUAGAACAGACAAUUCAAUUCUAUAUAAAAAAAAAUUCAUGUGUUACUAUAUUAAAGAGAAAAUGUUUCAAAAAGUUUGAAUGGCAAGGCAAUGCUCUUAACAUCAAAAAUACUUUCAUGCUUUAGUAUGUACAUUUCAUGGAACCAGUAUUUCAGAUGAAUUUAAUGUGAUUUAUACCAAUUUCUUGUCACAGUAUAUAUUUGACAUGGGGUUUUAGGAAGAUUUUACCAUAUAUAUUUACAUAUAUACCCUGAAGUUUGGAACAUUUUUUUGAGUUUUUAUGAAUGUGUUAUUUAAGUUUGUCUGGAUGUGUGAUUGUUUGCUUCCAAUUCUUUCUGACAAAAAGGGCUUAAAAGUAGCGAGGAAAUAUAAAACCCAAAUGUAUUCUACUUAGACUGUCUCAUUGCAUUUGAUACAAUUGUAUGUAGUUCUUUAGUGGCUGGAUGAAUAUAAAACCUGUUAACAGAUUUAUCCCCCCUUCCCUGUAUGUCAAUCAUUUAGAGCUGUGUAAAUCUGUGAGAACACUAAUGAUUUAGGGUGGAGAAGAGUGUAUAGAAUGAAGAAUUGAAUUACUUUUACAGCUUUUUAAUAUUUAAUGUCAUUUUAAAAAUAAAUUAUUCAACACUCAGAAGUCUUUAUUUUAAAAUAAAGUAAUUAUUUUUAAAAUUUCUUUCUAAAUAUUGUUUUAUGUAUUUACAGAUUUUUAUUCUAGUAUUCAUUUUCCCAUUUUAACUGUUUGUGCUUCUUGAUUUAUUUACAACUUGGUGGUUAAAGUCAGGGUAUUAUGAAUGCUUUGUUUAAAAAAUUUAUUUUUAACUCAAUGCUGACAAGCAAUCACUAGUUGCAAAAAAUCCAUUAUAUCAUAUUUACAACCAUUAACAGUAAGUUAUUCAAAUUUUAAUAUUAUAAAAUUUUUUUUAAAAAAGGUGUUUCAAUGAAAAAUUUGUUAUUUAAAUUUAGAUUUGCAAAGCAUGCACAUUAUCACACAAAUUAAGAUUGGAUUAUAAUUUAAUUUUUGCUGACAAUUUUUGAAAAACAGAAACAUUUUUACUCGCCACCCUAUAUAUUCUUUCAUGGGUUUGAAAAACUUGUACAUAAUUAAAUCAUGUAAGGUUUGUAAAAUUAUAUUAAUUUAUGGCAUUAGUUGCUUGAAUGUACAUUUUUCAUUGCUGCUUAUUGUAGGUUCUUUUAUUCCUAAUUUACAGGGGUAAAUUUGGACGUACAUCUAUUAAAUCUGCUUCCAAGUUGUAGCUCUAUAUCUAAGUUUGAUUCUUUUAUGUAAGCUUAUCUAUUAUAUUCUGCUAGUAAAUGCACCAACUAGGCUAUCUGUAAUGUAAUAAAAUUGUUAUCUACAAUCUAAACUGUUGUUUGAAAGUAUUUCUUCAAGUCUAAACAUUUUUAAUUAACAAUCUAUACUGGUAAUGGAGGAAAAAACCAUCAGUUCCUGGUAGAAAGGGUACAUCUAACCCUCAGGCCCAGACUAAUUAAUGCAGAUCCUCUAUA